Messenger RNA from Nicotiana tabacum (common tobacco), 831 nucleotides. RefSeq names its product zinc finger BED domain-containing protein RICESLEEPER 2-like. Gene Ontology annotation, molecular function: DNA binding. Lineage: Eukaryota; Viridiplantae; Streptophyta; Magnoliopsida; Solanales; Solanaceae. The record is from RefSeq and is a predicted model, not a curated record.
AUGGCAUCUCAAAAUGAAGAGAAUCUACCAGCUUUAUCUUCUAAUGCUAUUUCCUUAGACGAUGAGAGUCAAAGGCCUUUACAACAAGAUGAAGUUGAACUGGGGAAAAGAAGAUAUUCCCGAGCAUGGAAGUAUUUCAAGCCGGUGAAGGUUAAUGGUGUUUCAUAUGGUCUUUGUAAGUAUUGCGAUCGCCGAUAUAAAAAUGCCAGGAAUUGUGGGACAAAAUAUAUGUUAGAUCACAUACCUAAGUGUCCUAACAGGCCAAGAGAUGUACAAAAUGAGGGUGAUACCGGGGGUAGUUAUUUUGAUCAAGAUGUUUCACGUAAACAACUUGCACAUGCCAUUAUUUUACACGAGUAUCCACUCUCUAUAGUUGAUCAUGUGGGAUUUAGAAACUUUGUUGCGAGUCUCCAACCUAUGUUUAAGAUGGUUUCUAGAAAUACAAUCAAGAAUGACAUAAUGAAAUUUUUUGACAAUUUGAAAUCGCAAACUUCUAAGUUGUUGGAGAAAGUCACGAGUAGAAUUGCAAUAACAACCGAUAUGUGGACUUCCAAUAGUAACAAAAAAGGGUUCAUGGCUAUUACUGGUCAUUUCAUUGAUGAUUCAUGGAGGCUUCAAAGUCAUAUUCUGAGAUUUGCUUAUGUCCCUGCUCCACAUGAUAAAGAUGCUUUGUGUGGUGCUUUGGUUAAUUGUUUGUUUGAUUGGAAUCUUGAACGAAAAAUAUCAACUAUCACAGUUGAUAAUUCUAGCACAAACAAUGCUAUGAUUAAAACUUUAUUGGAUGAGAAACUUAAUAAAAAAGAUUUGUUGUUGACUGGUCGAGUAUUUCAU